AUGAAUUUGUUUAAUCGAAUAUUACUUAUUUAUUCUGUAAUACAGAUUUUGAAAUCUGAUCCAAUAAAUCGUAAUAUAAUAAUUGAUGGUAAUUUUGAUGAUUGGUUAAAUGUUCCAUCUUAUAGUGAUCCAAGAGAUAAUAUAAAUGGUACAGUUUAUCAAGAAAGUCCAUGGUUUCCUUCAUUAAAAAUUCCAGAUUGUCAUGAUGCAGACACUAAAAUACUAACUGACAUGCCAAAACAUACAUAUAAUCCAAAUGUAAAUAUAAUUGAAUUUAAAAUAGCCCACGAUGAUUCAUCGUUAUAUGUAUAUUAUCGUGUAGUUGAUGAUGGAGUCAUUGGUAAGACUUCAGUUGGACCGCAUGAAUUUAAUCGAAGUGAUCCAUCAAAACCAUCAGCUGGAAGGUUUUAUAUAAU
Molecule: messenger RNA, 416 nt
Organism: Rotaria sp. Silwood2
Lineage: Eukaryota; Metazoa; Rotifera; Eurotatoria; Philodinida; Philodinidae
Source: the annotation of a GenBank genome assembly